AUGAUCCAUGCACUGUCAGGUGCGGCGGGGGCCGUUUCCGACCGUCGAAACAUUGACAAUCGCCUCGAUGUACACAAGGCAAAGAUAGGCGGCGUGGAAGCAAUUCGAAGAGGCAACGAGAACGAUGACCUUGACGAAUGGCUAGCAGCAGCCCAAAGCGUGAACUCAGCGGCGGGCGACCUGUGUCCCGUACCCUGCAGCACAACGAAAGAUAUGACAUCAAGAGCCGAAUGGUUCUUGUAUCCAGAUAUCGGACGGCUUGCCGCUUGUAAUGAGACGAUGCUCAUUGACAUGGUCGUUCAGAACGCCGAGGCUGAUCUUAGGGAAAACGUCGUCACUCGGGCAUGUACUGCAGACUACGUGUCGGUAGCCAGAUCCUUCUUCGAACCCGACGGGGAGAAGGCCUCGCUUUGCACAACCGCCAAUCGCGUUCUGGAAGACGUGUCGAUCUACAUGCAUCAGCCAACGACCGGGAACGAUGCGUACUCAAGCAGCCACCUCCUCUCUGCCGGACGUCAAGUUAUCAAUCAUCUCGCAUUACAAACGCCUUCAUGCAGCCAUAGCGUCAUGGAGUUCGCAUACUCUCAGUCUUCAGCUAUCGGUGUCUAUGCCGGAGCCGAGGUUCAUCAACACGGUUUGACCGCCGAAGUUUUGAAUAAGUUCUUGCUUCACGUUCAGAAUCAAGGCCUUUCCAAGACAACUGUCGUUCAGCUGUGCGCAGCUGAAGGGCGUGGCGCGGACUAUAGCGUAGGCAUCGUGGCGACCAGUGCGAAGAACCUACCGUUCGUACAGACAGCUGUCAAGACUUGGUCGGAUGGCGAGUGCGUCUCCCAGGCUGAUACAGGCGAAGACUGGAUGCAGGUCACCAUUCGCAUUCCUGUUUCCGUGGAACACAUCUCUGUCAAUGGCACUAACUCAACCAUUCGUUCUCGAAACAUCUCGCCCGCUCAUUUGGACACGAGAGGACGUCUCGACAUCAGAGCAGACUGCAAGACUGCGACCGUCAGAAGUGGCGAUGGUUGCUACGCCAUCGCCGAUCGAUGCGGCAUCAGCCAGACCAACCUGGAGAAGUACAACCGCGCCAACCUCUGCACUACGCUUGUCAAAGAUGAGGUCGUGUGCUGUAGUAGCGGCACAUUGCCAAGCACACUCCCUUCUGGCAAUACAGACGGUACUUGCAAGACGAGGGAGGUUGUAGAGAAGGAUGACUGUGGCAGCCUCGCGGCCAAAUGCGGUAUCAGCGCGAACGACUUCAUGAAGGCUAACACCAAGACGAAUCUCUGCUCAAACCUUAUGCCAGGGCAAAAGGUUUGCUGUACUGCCGGCAAAUAUCCUGAUCUGAAACCCAAGCCCGAUGCCGGCGGAAAUUGCGCGACCUACUACACCAAGAAGGAUGACAGUUGCUCGAAGGUUGCCAUCUCCCACGACAUUACUGUGGAUGACCUCAUGGAGUUCAACAAGGGUACAUGGGGCUGGAAUGGCUGCAAACCAGAGGUCUUCUAUGCAGACUUUCUCAUGUGUGUCAGCAAGGGCUUAGCACCUAUGCCUGCCAUUGUUCCGAAUGCGAUCUGCGGGCCAACGAAGAACGGCACCAUACGACCGAACCCGAUCACCGCACCUGCGAAUAUCAGCACACUGAACCCUUGUCCAUUGAACGUUUGCUGCAACGUCUGGGGCCAAUGUGGUUUGACUGACGACUUCUGCACCGUUAGCAAGUCAGAGACCGGUGCCCCGGGAACGUCUGCCCCCGGAAAGAAUGGAUGCAUCAGCAAUUGCGGCAGAGACAUCAUCAAAGGCACCGCUCCGGCGAACAAAAUCAAGAUCGCAUACUACGAAAGCUGGAACUUCAAUCGACCAUGCCUGAAUAUGCUAGUGACGUCGAUUCCCGAGGACUACACGCAUAUCCACUUUGCCUUCGCGAACGUCACUCGAGGGACAUAUAAGCCAGAGAUUACGGACGAGACAACUCUGAAGGAAUUCGAAGAGUUCAAGAAGAUGAAGAACGUCAAGAAGAUCAUCUCUUUCGGUGGCUGGGCGUUCAGUACCGAGCCUGGAACAUUUCAGAUCUUGCGUGAGGCGGUCUUACCGGCCAAUCGUGCGACGUUUAGGGACAACAUCAUCAGCUUCAUUGAAGAGCAUGGGCUUGAUGGUGUCGACCUCGACUGGGAGUACCCUGGAGCUCCCGACCUGCCCGGCAUUCCGACCGAUGAUCCUGUCAACGGCGUCAACUACUACCGACUGCUCGCCAGCUUGAAGUCAGCCUUGGGUUCUUCCAAGUCUGUAUCUUUCGCGGCGCCCGCGUCAUACUGGUACCUCAAGUCCUUCCCCAUUAAGGACAUGGCCAAGACUCUCGACUACAUCGUAUAUAUGACAUACGAUCUGCAUGGCCAAUGGGAUUACGGCAACAAGUGGACUUCGCCUGGAUGCGACACUGGUAACUGCCUGAGAUCUCAUGUCAACGAAACUGAGACCAAAGAUGCGCUAUCCAUGAUAACCAAAGCCGGAGCAGACUCCAGCAAAGUGGUUGUGGGUGUCUCUAGCUAUGGUCGCUCCUUCAAGAUGGCGCAAGCUGGGUGCGAUUACGAAUACUGCAAGUUUACCGGAUCUCCCCGAGUAUCCGAUGCGUACCAAGGCCGAUGUACACAGACUGGUGGUUAUAUCUCCAAUGCUGAGAUCCAGGAGAUCAUCGACAGUGGUAACAUCCAGAAGAAGUACAUCAAGGACGGUUCAAACAUCAUGGUCUUCAACAAUACGGAAUGGGUCGCCUGGAUGGAUGAUGAGUUGAAGGUCACUCGAUCAAAGUUCUACGACUCAUACAACUUCGCUGGAACUACGGACUGGGCAGUGGAUCUGCAAGAUUGGCAUGGAGUAGAUGAACCUGAGGAUUACGAAGUGCCGAUCGACGAAAACUACUGGGCUGCCUGCGAGGGGCAAUUCAGCUCACUGGAUCAGUUGAAGGACCGCAAAGGCUCGAUCCCCGGCCACUGCAUGGAGCAGUACAUCACCGAUGUUCAAAUCUCUGUACUCGAUGGAGCGCUGAAGAAGUACAAAGAUCUGGUCGACAAGGGUUACGAUGAUAAAUUCGACACCUACGCUUCUUACGUGAAGGACCAGAUUCCCGACCAAAUCAACAACUUCAUGGCAAGCGACAAGGUUGACGAGUACUUUACUUGCACGGAUCACAAGAACUCGGCAAUCUGCUGUGAUGACUGCAUGUAUGCCGGCUGUAAUCUGAACUGCAUCAAAGGCAAAGACUGCAAAGGAGGCGCGGGUGACUAUCCCAUGGAGAAAUGUCCAAAGAUGGAGUUCAAGGCACGCCCACUCACGAGCGACUACAUUCCAAACGCGACAUUCACCCUCAAGGACGAAGACAGCUUUUACGACGACCUCUCCAAGACUUGGGGCAUAGACAGAGAAUGGAUCAAGUUUGGCAAGCGCGAGAUGCGAGUCAACAACGGUUGCCAGUAUUCCUCGGACGCCAAGGCCUGUAUGGAAUGGAACAACAACUUCUUCAGGAACUAUCCUCUUAUGGACCAAAACAAGGUCGAGAUCUACAACCCCAAGGAUAUCAUCGGCGACUCCUACUCCAAAGCCCAGGACAUGUUGUACCGCUUCCAAGACAUGUCGCUGGCAGGUAUCUGGGACGAACAGAUGCCCGAAUCUGACAUGGUCGACUCCACCUCGCUGCCAGCAUUCUCUACCGAGGAGGCCAUUGUGGCUAUGGAGAAGAUCGUAAGCAAGGCUAAUGAAAUAGAGAAGGCGGAGCGCGAAGAGUUCAUUCUGAACUUCAUCAUGGGUCUCUUGUUUUUCAUCCCGUUCGCUGGUGAAGCAGCCGCAGGGCUGACUGCUGUUCGCUCUAUUGCCAGACUUAUCGGCACGGUAGGCGACGUCGCACUUACAGUCUACGGCGUAGUCCAGGAUCCAGAAAACGCCUUUAUGACUGUGUUUAGCGCCCUUGCAGGCGCGGGAGUCAGUCGGAGUGGGUUCAAGGGUGCGGCAGCCUCAAGACGACAUAUGAAGAAGGAAGAUUACGACAGUCUCGGUCCUGUAAAGGGAAAGCUCGAUUUCGUAGAGGAUUUGAGAGGUGCUAUGUGCCCGAUUUGA
This is a messenger RNA of Alternaria triticimaculans, 4104 nucleotides long. RefSeq lists its product as uncharacterized. The record is from RefSeq and is a predicted model, not a curated record. The transcript is spliced from 7 exons. Bases 1 to 4104 code for a protein of 1367 amino acids. Gene Ontology annotation, molecular function: hydrolase activity, hydrolyzing O-glycosyl compounds; chitin binding. Gene Ontology annotation, biological process: carbohydrate metabolic process. NCBI's taxonomy places the organism in Eukaryota, Fungi, Ascomycota, Dothideomycetes, Pleosporales, Pleosporaceae.